GCAUCCGCCAUCGUGCACUGCUAUGGAAGACGCCGGCGCCAGCUUCAGCUUCGCGCCCCGCCGCCGCGGUCGCCCGUGAUUCCCGCCACUGCGCGCCGCUCUCUUUCCAGCGAGAUAAAUGAGGUCAGAGGAUGGUCCCACCACCAAGGGUGCCGACCAGCCUUUCUCUUUUUGGUCGGGUCAAUAAAACUGCAUUCUAGCAGAACAAUGAUUCCAAUCACCGAAUUCCGCCAGUUCUCUGAGCAGCAGCCAGCCUUCCGGGUGCUGAAGCCGUGGUGGGAUGUAUUUACAGACUAUCUUUCCGUCGCCAUGCUGAUGAUUGGCGUGUUUGGUUGCACGUUACAGGUUAUGCAGGAUAAGAUCAUAUGCCUUCCAAAAAGAGUGCAGCCUUCGCAGAACAAUUCUCACCUUCCCAAUGUGUCAAGUUCAGACUCCAGCGCAAGCCCACUUCUUCCACCCAAGCCAUCCACACCUCCUGCUACCAUUGAAAUGAAGGGUCUAAAGACUGACCUAGACCUCCAGCAGUAUAGCUUUAUCAAUCAAAUGUGCUACGAACGUGCUCUGCACUGGUAUGCAAAGUACUUCCCUUACCUUGUCCUUAUACACACUCUGAUCUUCAUGCUGUGUAGCAACUUCUGGUUCAAAUUCCCUGGAUCGAGCUCGAAAAUUGAACAUUUUAUCUCCAUUCUGGGGAAGUGCUUUGACUCCCCUUGGACAACAAGAGCUUUAUCUGAGGUUUCUGGAGAAGACUCCGAAGAGAAGGACAACAGGAAGAACAACAUCAACAGGUCGAAUGCUGUCCAGCCUACUGCAGAAGGGAGUUUGGUUAAGACUCAGUCAUUGAGGUCCAUACCUGAGAAGUUCAUUGUGGAUAAGGGGACGCCUGGAGCACUGGAUAAAAAAGAAGGGGAGCAGGCCAAAGCGUUGUUUGAGAAGGUGAAGAAGUUCCGACUUCAUGUUGAGGAAAGUGACCUCCUCCACGCUAUGUAUGUCCGCCAAACAGUGCUGAAGGUGAUUAAGUUUCUUAUCAUUAUUGCAUAUAAUAGUGCGCUUGUUUCAAAAGUCCAGUUUACAGUAGACUGCAACGUUGACAUACAAGACAUGACGGGAUAUAAGCACUUUUCUUGCAAUCACACUAUGGCACAUCUGUUCUCUAAACUUUCCUUCUGCUAUUUAUGCUUUGUAAGUAUCUAUGGGUUUACAUGUCUUUACACUCUGUAUUGGUUGUUUUACCGCUCGCUAAAAGAAUACUCUUUUGAGUAUGUCCGUCAAGAGACUGGAAUUGAUGAUAUCCCAGAUGUUAGAAAUGACUUUGCUUUUAUGCUCCACAUGAUAGACCAGUAUGACCCUCUUUAUUCCAAAAGAUUUGCUGUGUUUCUUUCAGAGGUCAGUGAAAACAAAUUGAAGCAGCUUAAUCUAAACAAUGAGUGGACUGCAGAUAAAUUGAGGCAAAGACUACAGACCAACACCCAGAACCGUUUGGAGCUGCAGCUGUUUAUGCUGUCUGGGCUUCCUGACACAGUUUUCGAAAUUACGGAGCUUCAGUCAUUGAAACUGGAAAUCAUUAAUAAUGUCAUGAUACCAGCCACGAUGGUUCAACUGGACAAUCUCCAGGAGCUCUCAUUGUACCAGUGCUCCGCAAAGAUCCAUAGUGCAGCCUUGGCCUUCCUGAAAGACAACCUGAAAGUCUUGAACGUCAAAUUCGAUGACUUCAGGGAACUGCCGCCUUGGAUGUAUGGACUCAGAAAUUUGGAAGAACUGAGCUUGAUAGGUUCUUUGUGCCAUGACAUUUCUAAAAAUAUAACAUUGGAGUCUUUUCGAGAACUCAAGAACCUUAAGGCUCUGUACAUUAAAAGCAACCUGUCCAAAGUCCCACAAUCUGUGGUUGACGUUUCGAGUCACCUUCAAAAGAUGUGCAUUCACAAUGAUGGCACAAAACUUGUGAUGCUCAACAACCUGAAGAAAAUGGUCAAUUUGACAGAAUUAGAAUUGGUCCACUGUGACUUGGAGCGCAUUCCCCAUGCUGUUUUCAGCCUUGUCAGCCUUCAAGAAUUAGACUUGAAGGAAAACAAUCUCAAAUCAAUAGAAGAAAUUCUUAGCUUUCAACACCUUAGAAAACUCACCAUCCUAAAGCUGUGGCACAACAGUAUAACCUACAUCCCUGAGCACAUAAAGAAGCUCACUAGCUUGGAACGGCUUUCUUUUAGUCACAACAAGAUAGAGGUUCUCCCAUCCCACCUCUUCCUAUGCAACAAAAUUAGAUACUUAGACUUGUCUUACAACGAUAUCCGAUUCAUCCCUCCUGAAAUUGGGGUGCUACAAAGCUUACAGUAUUUUUCGAUCACUUGCAACAAAGUGGAGAGCGUGCCAGAUGAGCUGUACUUUUGCAAAAAACUCAAGACACUAAAGAUUGGGAAAAACAACCUGUCCAUUCUCUCGCCUAAAAUUGGAAAUCUGGUAUUGCUCUCCUACUUGGACAUUAAAGGAAACCAUCUGGAAUUUCUUCCCCAUGAACUUGGUGAAUGCAGAGCACUGAAAAAGGCUAGCCUGGUGGUGGAAGACACCUUGUUUGAAACCCUGCCUCUGGAUGUCAGGGAACAGAUGAAGGCAGAAUAACUUCCUUUUUGCAGUUCUUUUACAAAACAUGUCUCUUCCAAAUGCCUUGUACAUAACAAGCCUGCCUGAAUAUGCCUUUAAAGUCUGUUUUUUAUUU
Molecule: messenger RNA, 2713 nt
Organism: Elgaria multicarinata webbii
Lineage: Eukaryota; Metazoa; Chordata; Lepidosauria; Squamata; Anguidae
Gene: LRRC8C
Product: leucine rich repeat containing 8 VRAC subunit C
Exons: 4
Coding region: 208-2616 (802 amino acids)
Molecular function (GO): protein binding
Source: RefSeq, a predicted model, not a curated record